AUGCGUUUCGUCCUCGCCGUCAUUGCUGCUUUAGCAUCAUCAAUCUUUGCCAUGCCCGCUGACGUGACUGGCACCGCUAAAUGUCCUACUGUUUGUUACAGUGACGCAGAUUGCAAGGACUGCUAUUCGUUGCCAUGCAUGAGUACAGUAUUUUUCCUGGGUUCGAACUUGGAUGACAUGCUAGUGAUUCACCUACAUAGGACUUCCUUGCGGGCUGCAUGUGAGACGUGUUUCUGCUUUCACAUCGGUGCAGUAAGGCCAUUGGCACUGAUGCGUGUGUUACUGGUAAUUUGCAGAUCUGAUCAACGCGGCGUCAGGAAAACAUUGGUGGAUUUGGUGUAA
Messenger RNA from Suillus subalutaceus, 342 nucleotides. RefSeq lists its product as uncharacterized. NCBI's taxonomy places the organism in Eukaryota, Fungi, Basidiomycota, Agaricomycetes, Boletales, Suillaceae. The record is from RefSeq and is a predicted model, not a curated record. The transcript has a single exon. Bases 1 to 342 code for a protein of 113 amino acids.